AGGGAAGUGUCCAAACACGUGUAGCACGACCCACAGGCAACCCAACUACCCGAGUCCCAUUUUUAACCACGCCGCGCGUUCUGCCACCGCAACAGGUUCCCAAAGGCCGAACAUCGAUCUCCCCUCCCAUGGCGUCUUCCAGAACGCGGGCAACCAUCAUAUCCUACAUUGCCUCUCGCAUUUACUUCCUUCUCAUCAUUUUUCAAGUUCCUCUUUUUAGGGUCUCCUGUAGAUUUGGAAUAUGUACAACACCAGUAGAGGUGGCAUCCUCUAAUCUGAUUGCGAGUGAUGUCUGCCCUGCAACUGUAGUAAAGGCCUUUCUCUACCCAGGAGCAGUUGCAAAUGCUCUCAUUAAGAACAAAACCAUCCCAAGUUACAACGACCUCAUGCUGAAUGCUCAUGACUUCACCAGUGUCAAGGUGGCCCCUGCAAGAACAGAUCUGCGGCACUUAGAGCUUGUUACGGGAAGCUACUUGUGUGUGGUGGGAGCAUUACUGGGACUCUUAAGACGGGGCAGGAUUAGCCUGUUCGGCACAGUUCUUGUUCUUUGGGGCAUAAUGAAGGAAGAUUUUCUCAGAGCACCUCAAAAUGGAGAUGGUACAAAAGCUAACAGCAUCUACCCAACAAUGUUCAUUGCUGUGCUUUCUGCCUUCUUGUCCAUUAGAGGAGAUGUGAGAAAGAUAGUUCACAGUUACAGGGCUCAGCAUGUUGAAAAGCCUCCUUGGGCAACUUCGAAAGCAAAGCACAAGUGACACAGAAUGUAACAGGUUUCAUUUAAUCCUGUCAAUUCUAUUUUAUAGAACUUGUCACACAUGUAACUUUUGGGUUGGAAAGUGGCUAAUAUAUUAGCCAUUUUUCGCAUGUUAUUUUCUUUAUAGAUAUAUGUUGGUUUUGUGAUACUGCUUCAAAUUGAUUUCUCUUGUCCAAGAGAAGAAAGAUAGGAGAGGCGUGGUAAAUUUGCA
This is a messenger RNA of Malania oleifera, 962 nucleotides long. RefSeq lists its product as uncharacterized. Bases 129 to 752 code for a protein of 207 amino acids. The transcript is spliced from 3 exons. NCBI's taxonomy places the organism in Eukaryota, Viridiplantae, Streptophyta, Magnoliopsida, Santalales, Ximeniaceae. The record is from RefSeq and is a predicted model, not a curated record.